Molecule: messenger RNA, 5585 nt
Organism: Oncorhynchus gorbuscha (pink salmon)
Lineage: Eukaryota; Metazoa; Chordata; Actinopteri; Salmoniformes; Salmonidae
Product: rab GTPase-activating protein 1
Exons: 26
Coding region: 207-3485 (1092 amino acids)
Source: RefSeq, a predicted model, not a curated record
GAAGUAGGUGUGUUGUACUGCGCAUGCGCCAAAGGCACUAGGUUUUUUGCGUUGUGUUUACAGCCCUCAAUGCUGUUGCAGAUGUAGCUAGCUUCCUAGCUAGCGCAACGUUAUGGUAACCGUCUUUGGAAUAACACACAAUUGUCGAAACAGGUGAUUUUACUCAUUUCCCCCUCCAUUCAUGAGCCUGGCUUGGUUUAGCUGUCAUGGAGGACAAGGCCUCGGUGGGGAAAAUUAGCGUGUCGUCCGACUCCGUGUUCACCCUGAACAGUGAGGACUUUGUGCUGGUGUCGCGGCUGGACGACACCCCAGGCUCCUCCACUAAUAACGGUAGCGAUGACGAAAAGACUGGACUGAAGGUGAUUUCUGAGGAAGGGGUCAGCUUUAAGAUUGUGGGGAACGGCAGUGAACAGCAGUUGCAGAAGGAGCUGGAGGAUGUUCUGAUGGACCCCUCUGUAGCUGAGCAGGCGCUGGGUGGUGGCGUCCCCAGUGGUGGCGGUGUGGACCAGGCAGGCGGGGUAGACCAUGUUUUGUCCCCCGCCAUGGCAGCACCACCCGAGCCCCAACCGUGCCCUGACCUCCUCGGCACCCCGCCCAAAGUUGAGAUGGUGUUACCCGUACAAUCUGCAGCGCAGGAGAGUGAGCUGAAUGAACGAUCUUACCGCGGGGAUGAGUCGUCAUCGGAGUGCAGCCCCAGUACGCCCAUUCCAGACGAGGACAGUGUGGUCUUUAAUAAGCUGACCUACCUGGGCUGUGCCUCGGUCAACGCUCCCCGCAGUGAGGUGGAAGCGCUCCGUAUGAUGACCAUACUCAGAGGGCAGUGCCAGCUACCCCUGGACGUCACCCUGUCUGUGCCUGGAGUCUCAGAGGGCACCGUCAGGUUGCUGGACCCCCAGACAAGCACAGAGAUAGCCAGCUACCCCAUCUACAAGAUCCUGUUCUGUGUGCGGGGUCACGACAGCACGCCAGAGAGUGACUGCUUCGCCUUCACGGAGAGCCAUUACAACGCAGAGAUCUUCCGCAUCCACGUCUUCCGUUGUGAGAUCCAAGAGGCGGUCAGCAGGAUACUGUACAGCUUCGCCACGGCCUUUAGGCGGUCCACCAAGAAGACGCUCCUCUCGGGCUUGGCUCCACCCCUGACUCCAGACAGCGACGUCUUCACCUUCACCGUCAGCCUGGAGAUCAAGGAGGAUGAUGGCAAAGGGACCUUUAGUGCUGUGGCGAAAGACAAAGACAAGAACAGCUUCAAGCUGCGUCCGGGAAUGGACAAGAAGAUCGUCAUCUACGUUCAACAGACGUCUAAUAAGGAGCUGGCCAUAGAGAGGUGCUUCGGCCUCCUGCUGAGUCCAGGAAAGAACGUGAAGAACAGUGACAUGCACCUGCUUGACCUGGAGUCGAUGGGGAAGUCCUCUGAUGGGAAGUCCUACAUCAUCACAGGGAGCUGGAAUCCCAACACACCUCAGUUCCAGGCCGUUAACGAGGAGACACCCAAAGAUAAGUUCAUGUACAUGACGACGGCGGUGGACCUGGUGAUCACCGAGGUGGAGGAGCCGGUUCGUUUCCUUCUGGAGACCAGGGUCAGAGUCUGCUCUCCCAACGAGAGGCUAUUCUGGCCCUUCAGCAAACGCAACUACACCGAGACCUACUACCUGAAACUCCGACAGAUGGAGCGUAAGAGUAACAACGAUACCCUGUACGAGGUGCUGAGCCUGGAGAGUGAGUCAGAGAGGGAGAGGAAGAAAACCACAGCCAGCCCCAACAUCCUGCAGUCUUCCUCCCACGGCUCCAUGGUGCCAUCGCCUCCCGAGGAUGAUGAGGAGGAAGACAAUGACGAGCCUUUGCUGAGUGGCUCGGGAGACGUGUCAAAGGAGUGUGCUGAGAAGAUCCUGGAGACCUGGGGAGAACUGCUGUCCAAAUGGCACCUGAACUUGUCGGUGCGUCCCAAGCAGCUCCCGGCGUUGGUACGUAGUGGCGUACCAGAGGCCCUCAGGGGAGAGGUAUGGCAGCUCCUGGCCGGUUGCCAUAACAAUGACCACCAGGUAGAGGAGUACCGCACCCUCAUCACCAAGGAGUCUCCCCAGGACAGUGCCAUCACCAGAGACAUCAACAGGACUUUCCCAGCUCACGACUAUUUCAAGGACACUGGAGGAGACGGCCAAGACUCACUCUACAAGAUCUGCAAGGCCUACUCAGUGUAUGAUGAGGAGAUUGGCUACUGCCAGGGGCAGUCUUUCCUGGCUGCGGUGCUGCUGCUGCACAUGCCUGAGGAGCAGGCCUUUAGUGUCCUGGUCAAGAUCAUGUUUGACUAUGGACUCAGGGAGCUCUUCAAGCAGAACUUUGAGGAUCUACACUGCAAGUUCUUCCAGCUGGAGCGACUCAUGCAGGAGUACAUCCCAGACUUGUAUAACCACUUCCUGAACGUGGGUCUGGAGGCUCAUAUGUAUGCCUCUCAGUGGUUCCUCACGCUCUUCACAGCCAAGUUCCCCCUCUACAUGGUGUUCCACAUCAUAGACCUGCUUCUCUGUGAGGGCAUCAGUGUGAUCUUCAAUGUGGCUCUGGCUCUCCUGAAGACCUCGCGAGAAGACCUGCUGGCGACUGACUUUGAGGGGGCGCUCAAGUUCUUCCGAGUCCCGGUUCCCAAACGCUACCGCUCAGAGGAGAACGCUAAGAAACUUAUGGAACUGGCCUGCAGCAUGAAGAUCAGUCAGAAGAAGCUGAAGAAGUACGAGAAGGAGUACCACGCCAUGAGAGAGCAGCAGGAACAGCAGGAAGCUCCCAUUGAGAGAUACGAGAGGGAGAACCGUCGUCUCCAGGAGGCUAACAUGCGUCUGGAGCAGGAGAAUGAUGACCUGGCCCAUGAACUGGUCAGCAGCAAGAUCGCCCUGCGCAAGGACCUGGACAACGCUGAGGAGAAAGCAGACGCUCUGAACAAGGAGCUGUUGAUGACCAAACAGAAGCUGGUGGAUUCGGAGGACGAGAAGAGGCGGUUAGAGGAGGAGUCUGCGCAGCUGAAAGAGAUGUGUAGACGGGAGCUGGACAAAUCAGAGUCUGAGAUAAAGAAGAACGGUUCCAUCAUAGGAGAGUACAAACAGAUCUGCUCCCAGCUCAGUGAGCGUCUGGAGAAACAGCAGGCAGCCAACAAGGGAGAGCUGGAGAAGAUCCGGCUGAAAGUCGAAGGCUGUGAAAAGUGCUCCAUCCUGUUCAGCAAGGAGGGUCGUCUGAAGGCAGCGAGGAAGCUGAAGGAGGGCAUUGAGGAGGAGACGGACGAGGAGAAGGAGGCUCUGAAGAACCAGCUCCGAGAGAUGGAGCUGGAACUGGCCCAGACCAAACUACAGCUGGUGGAGGCAGAGUGCAAGAUACAGGACUUGGAGCACACCCUGGGUCUGGCUCUCAACGAGGUCCAGGCUGCUAAGAAGACCUGGUUCAACAGAACCUUAACCUCCAUCAAGACUGCGACGGGAGCACAGGGCAAGGAGACCACCUAACUUGAGACACUCCUUCUCGACCAUAGACUGUCUCCUUCUCCCCACCUUGCUCCCAAACCUCCCCCUCCCGCCCUCCCCCCCCUCCUCCUAGUCAGAGGUACCAUCCAGUCACUGGACUGGAGCAAACCAAACCUCACCGUGACACGACGGGGGUUUAAAAAAAAGGACUAAGCUCAAAGGUACCACUGACCCAAACGAAACAACGUACUUAAUUAAAAAAGAAAAGAGAGGUUUCAACGUUAGUCUUUAUACUACUGAUAUUUAACAGGUAAGGAAGGAGCUUUCUAGAGAGCUACCUGAACUGUCCUUCCAGACCUGGGAAAUACAAUCUAUUUUACUGUCCUCUCUAGACUGCUUGCACAAACAACUCCAACUGUAAUCUAAGUACUACGAGUGCUAACCGACAGCCUCUUGCUUUUUCUCGUUUCCGUUCUACGAUACCUUUCUUUUCUAUAUGUGUAUGAUUAUGAACACGCUCAUGUAUAGACGUGUGUCUGUGAAGACUGAGCACACCAGAGUGUAUGUAUGCGUGUGUUAGUGUGUGUGUGUGAACAUUUAGCCGAAUGUGUGUGUGUGUGCAUGUUUGUGUGUGCAUGUUUGUGUGACUGACUAUGGUUCUGAGUGUGUGGCGGUGAACCUGUGAAGCUCGGAGUGCGAGUUUAGUGUAUGAAAAGUGGGUGCUGUAUAGUGUGCGGAGGUUGGCGCUAUAUGAGGAGGAAGAGGAUCUUAUUGACGAAGCCUUGAUGCGAAGGGUUAAGGUGAACAUAAUGUACAGCAUAACAGUAGAUAUAUUAGCAACAGCCUGGGGUCUGUCCGGCCGGUUGUGCAGUAGCAGACGGAAGCCACUAGUGGGCGAUGUCCUGGUGGUCCUGACGCAGUCCUCACAAUGCGCUUUCUGGGCCGGGACAGGCUGGGCUCAAAGCAUGGGGGCUCCGAGGCUGGAGCUGCAGAUAUAGAGAUAUGGGUGUGGCCCUCCCUUGGCUCAGAUCCCACCCCACACACUCUUUCCCUCCACGGCUGUGUCUGAAAUGGCACGUUGGACGCGGCUCAUCACUCCUCCACUCUUGAGACCAGCUGCUCCUCUGGGGUUCCUAGAUGACCCCUCAUGACCUCAUCGGUCGAGGUUAUGUUUUAUGCCGUGUUAUUUUAGCUCCAGGUCCCCAGACCUAGUCAGUGACCCCACUCUCCCAACAUAGACGUAAACACACACAGACGUUACAGGCACCUACACUCUGACUCCACUCUCCCAAUGUAGACAUAGACAUAUACACAUCACAGCCAGCCACCUACCACCUACACUUCUGAAAAGGAGAGAAAUGGUGAUAUGCCACACGCAUGUCAUCUGGUCAUCAGUCACAGGCUGUGUGCUUAUGUGUGCACUCUUAUGUGGGAGACAGAGACAGAGGGUCAGACAGAGACAUAACUAUUGGGGCUCAUCAAAGUUCAGAGGUCGAUGGAGGUCAAGCUGGCAUUCUCCCUAAAGGAGUCUGGGGCACGUUGCGGGAUGUCAUGAACAGAGCUGACAUGAUUCCUUGUUUUACAUGUUUGCUCGACAUAAUAUAUUUCUAUCUGAACGCUCCCUGGUUAGAGCUCUGUGUCCAUAUUGGGGAAGGUCCUACUCUCUACUGACAGUCCGUGUGUGGGUUUGGGGUGGGAGGAGCGGUCUUUGCACCUUAAUAUUCAUAUUUAUAACUUAUGGGAUCCGGCUAAGCUUGCUUAAGUCUGUGUUGAUGUCAGUGGAAGAAGGCCUGUGCAAUGUGCUGAGAACAGAGGCUGCUUCUUAAGGCACUGGGUUGUACAUAAAAAGCAUUCUGAUGAUGAGUUUUUGUCUAUUCUUUUGUAUUUCUACUCUCCGCUGUACACUGUACUAAUUAAUAAUGUUGCCUAAAAUAAUUAAGGACUGUGUUACAGAUUAAUGAUGAUCAUAAUGUAUGUUUUUUUGCUCAAAGCUUCCUUUGCUUUAAAUGUCAGGCAAAACCUCUGUCUCAUCCAUAACAUGCCAAAAUGUACCUUCUUUCAUCCAACAUUACUGAACGUGUGGAACAUUGUACUAGUGUAGGUUGCAUUACUCUGCAUUUCAAUAUAAAGCUAUGAACACAG